Molecule: messenger RNA, 2151 nt
Organism: Neohortaea acidophila
Lineage: Eukaryota; Fungi; Ascomycota; Dothideomycetes; Mycosphaerellales; Teratosphaeriaceae
Product: fungal-specific transcription factor domain-containing protein
Exons: 6
Coding region: 1-2151 (716 amino acids)
Biological process (GO): DNA-templated transcription; regulation of DNA-templated transcription
Cellular component (GO): nucleus
Molecular function (GO): zinc ion binding; DNA-binding transcription factor activity, RNA polymerase II-specific; DNA binding
Source: RefSeq, a predicted model, not a curated record
AUGGAGUCAGCAGCCAGCGACGGUGGAUCUUGGCCGGAGGACGAAGGUAUUGCCAAUGACGACGACGAUGCGAGACAGCCCAUCUCGGCGGGGAGAAGAGCGCCGGCACGACCUACCAGCUGCGAAACGUGCAAGUCUCGGAAAGUUCGCUGCGAUCGAAAACGCCCGGCAUGUGGCUGGUGCACGAGGAAUGGGCAGACCUGCCUGUACACGGCGCGGAGGAAGCCAGGUCUGCGAGCCGGCUUCGGGAGGGAACUUGAGGGGCGCGUAGACCGGCUGGAAAGCGUCCUGCAAGCACAGCAACGCACGAUUGCGCAGCUCGUCGAUCGACUGGGUGGUGAGCUCUUGGUCCGGGCGCCGAUCAAUUCCGACGGCCUCCCGCUCCAGAGCGCACUCGAUGGGUCGUCACACCACGAGGGCAAUCCGCAUGCCCUGCAUCAUGCUUCUGCUGCAGCUCCCGCCAUGACCACCUCCUCGACGGCGACAGUCAAUGGGCACGACAUGGUUGACACUACCGCUUUUGACGAGCAAAACCUCCCACCUUAUGAUCUUCUUUGCACUCUUACCCGACUCUUCUUCGAGCACGUGUAUCCUUGGUUCCCGCUACUGCAUGAAACUGCAACAAUGCAAUUACUGACGGAUCCGACUGCACUACGAACGGACGAGUUUAUUCUACUUCAUGCUAUCGUUGUCAUCACGUUGCGCUACUGCAAGGAUUACAGACUGGACGAAGGCCGACGAGAUCGAUACUAUCGCGUAUCGAAGGAAAAGGUGCUCUUACAUGGAGUCGAAACGAGCACCGUCAAAGGUCUGCAAGCAAUGGUCAUCUUAGCGCUUGAUGUGAUCGGCACCUCGAACGGUCCACCAGCACUCAAUCUUCUGGCCAUGGCGGCGAGAAGUGUCGUUCAGCUCGGCCUUGCAACGGAAGCAGUAGGCCCAUCUGCCACUCCCGCGAGCGUGUCCAUCUCGACUCUUCAAGUCAACAUCUUGUCAUCCCCGGAAUCGUUCACCGAGGAGGAAAGUCGACGGCGCUUGUUCUGGACGGUCUACCUGUUAGAUCGGCUUGCGACUGCGGCGACGGCAUUCGACUUUGCGUUGAAUGAGGAGGAAAUACGCCGCAGAUUGCCUUGCCACCAUGAUUUCUUCAUCUGUAACCACGCCGUCGUCACGGACUGGAUGGAUCAGCCUUCUGAGAACUAUGAACACCUGGGCUCGUUUGCAUUUUACGUCAGGGUUGUAGGAAUCCUGUCGAAAAUCCACCUGUUCCUGCGCAGACCCGUCAACAUUGCCGCCAGCUCCGACGUUGCACAAUGGCAGCAUGAUUACCGGGAGCUCAACAGUAAGCUGCGGUCGUGGGAGGCCAAUUUGCCAGCGAGAUAUCAAAGUGUCCUUCAUUCGAAUUAUUCCGACGGUCAUCAGCAUGUUGACGCCGGGGUUGUCUUGUUGCAUCUGACGUUUCACAUGACAACAAUCCGUCUACACUCGUCCGCAGCGUAUCCCACGCAUUCAUCACAGCACUUCCAACCCUCUCCUUCAGCCAGCCAGCGAUGCCUCGAUGCCGUCGACGGGAUUGUCGCGCUCUGUGACGUGGUCAGGACCCACGACAUCCUGGACAAGCUCGGUCCUCCUGCCGCAUUCUGCAUCUGGGUGGCAGCACGACUACUGCUCGUACAUGGUUCUACGGUCGAGGGCCAAGUGAAACCCUGCAUCACAUCACUUGUGGAAACAUUGGAGCUGCUGGGCCGGUACUGGAGCAUCGCAGGGCGCUACGCCAACUUGCUGAGAAGGGUUCUCGAUGAAUACCACGACCAUGUCAAUUCUCCUGCUGAAGAUCGCCACGCUCGAGAAGCGCCUCCCAGCGUCCGAAUCUUGGCGGACAUGAGGAGAUGCGCCUAUGAUCUCGACCUGCUCAUCUCCCGACAGCCCAAAUCCACUCCCAUUCGGGCCACCACGACAGAACUACCCUUGGAAUACUUGGACGUUUUCGACUUCUUCAAUGUCCCUCGAUUGCCGAUCUCUGAUGAAUCGCUUCUUGCGACUGGCAGCCAGAUUAACCCAGCAUUCCCGUUUCAAGGCGGCCAGGAACUGACGAAUACCAACUUUCUCUUCGAUGCCAACGUCGACUGGCUUAACGAUUCUUCCGUUAUGUGA